This is a messenger RNA of Drosophila biarmipes, 1452 nucleotides long. RefSeq lists its product as uncharacterized. The coding region runs from base 312 to 1055 and encodes 247 amino acids. The record is from RefSeq and is a predicted model, not a curated record. Lineage: Eukaryota; Metazoa; Arthropoda; Insecta; Diptera; Drosophilidae. The transcript is spliced from 5 exons.
UACCUGGUCCGUCAGUUCAGGUUGAGCGCUCGAGCUGGUCGGUUGUCAGGCGCGCGUACCCCAAAGAGCUACAAAGAGGGCUUCCAGUGAAAUCAGCGGCCCAGGCGAUCCGUUCCGUGUGAUACCCGUCGUUUCGUGAAGUGUAGUGAAAAGCCAAUUCGAAUCGGACGAGGCCAGACAGCAGACACGAUACACGAGACGUUCGACAGAACACACCUCAAGUGCCCAAGUACAGCCAAUAACCCAACGAUCCAACGAUCCAACCAUCCAACGACCAAGCAGCCCCUCCAGCCAACACACGCAGCUACAAAAUGGAAUACCGGUGCUUAAGAAGAAGUUCUGUCAAACACCUAACGGCUCUCUGCGUCAUCAGCAUCGCACUCACCUGCGCAAACGCGGCGCUGUGGCCGAGCUACAGCAGCGAUGAUGCGCCGCCCAGCCGCUGCAGCGGUGGGCGGGGCCUGAAGUACCUGUCCGGCGACGCGCUCACGGACUCACUCGAUUGCCUGGGGCCCAACAAUGCGCCGUAUCCAAGCGCGGCCGUGGCGCGCACCUUCUCCAACUGGAACGGAAACUCGCGACGUGGCCGCCAGAGCAAAUUGCCCAGCACACUGGACCCCGCCAUAACCACCAGUGCUCUACUGAGGGCCUACGACGAGGUGAACAACGAGGCCGUCGGAAGCAGUCGCUAUGGUCGAUCGCUGAAGAACGCCACGCCGCAGUGCAAGAGCGACACGCCGGCGCGUCUCUGCAAGACUCGCUACAACACCACGGCGCCCAUGUACGGGGUUAGCCUGACCUCCGGUCAGCCGGUGACCAUCGUCCAGAAGUUCCCCGACCUCCUCCAGCAGGUGGUCUUCGAAGUGUGCGAGUCCUCCGAGUGCGACGUGGUUCGGGGCGAGUGUACGCAAACCUAUGUGCCCUACCUUUUCCUGGUCAUCCCCCUCGGCCCGGUGACGCUGACUGGCCAGGAUUACGUGCUGGUGGAGAGCGGAUGCGUCUGCAAGCCCAAGUACUCGACGGGCGCCGCCCAGGAGCCCAACAUGAUACCCUAGGAGCGGGCAGAGGAGGCGGUAACCACCAGGAACACCAACAGCAACCAAAAGAACUGAGCGAGUUUUGGGUCGGAGCAGAGCGGAGCGGAGCUGGGCCAAGCUGGCUGGCUGGCUAAAUUAAUGUGUACUUAAAAAGAGGAAUUAUUUUUUGUAGCGAAAUCAAUUUUGCAAUGUUAUUUAAUGUUUUCCCCCAUCUCUCAUCCUUCUUUCAUUCCCCCUCAGCUGUAUAAAAUUGAAAUGCAAUUUUGCUCAAAAAAUAAUCAAAUCCUAAUGUUAAGUCUAAAUUUAAACAAAAUUGAAUUGAUGCCGCCGUGCAUUUGUAGUGUGUAUUUAUUAGAACCCCUAACUACGGCAUUCGAAAAUGCUAAAUAAAAACAUUCGUUUCGAAAUGUGACAA